CUUGCCCAACUCCUCCGAGUGUCUCGCACGACUUUGUGGAAAUUUGUUCGUCAACAUGGUCUUCAACAAUGCUUCACAACAAUUAGUGAUGCUGAUCUCGAUCAACUCGUGAAGGUUUUCAAGGAACGCAAACCAGAAUCAGGAUUCCGUUACCUUGUUGGCUUCCUUCGGCACCAAGGAGUUCAAGUCCAGCAGCACCGUGUUUGGCAGUCCUUGCGCCGAGUUGAUAGAUUAGGACAAAGGCUGAGAGAACGACGUGUUACCAGACGACGAAAAUACCGAGUUGCUCGACCAAAUGCGCUUUGGCAUGUAGAUGGUCAUCACAAGCUCAUUCGGUGGUGUUUUGUUGUCCAUGGAUUUAUUGAUGGGUAUAGGGCUGUUCACCGUACACCGUACGACGGGACUUUACGGGGCCGUAAUACGGUCACCGUACCCGUACCGUUGGUUGUUUCAACCUUGAGUUGA
Suillus plorans is the source of this 465-nucleotide messenger RNA. RefSeq lists its product as uncharacterized. The annotation marks the transcript as partial. The record is from RefSeq and is a predicted model, not a curated record. The transcript has a single exon. Lineage: Eukaryota; Fungi; Basidiomycota; Agaricomycetes; Boletales; Suillaceae.